AUGAAGGGAAAGGCAGGCGGGCCAUUUCACAGUUUUAUAUAAUCAAAGCUAAUUUCAGUAUGCUGAAAAGGAAACAGAGUUCUAGGGUAGAAGCCCAGCCUGUAACAGAUUUUGGUCCUGAUGAAUCCUUAUCAGACAACGCAGAUAUCCUGUGGGUUAACAAACCAUGGGUGCAUUCUUUACUGCGCAUCUGUGCCAUCAUCAGUGUCAUUUCGGUGUGCAUGAAUACCCCAAAGACCUUUGAGCAUUAUCCUCCCCUUCAGUAUGUGACAUUUGCUCUUGAUACAUUGCUGAUGUUUCUCUACACGGCAGAGAUGAUAGCAAAAAUGCACAUCCGUGGCAUAGUCAAGGGGGAUAGCUCCUAUGUGAAGGACCGCUGGUGUGUAUUUGAUGGAUUCAUGGUAUUUUGUCUGUGGGUGUCCUUAGUUUUACAGGUUUUUGAAAUUGCUGAGAUAGUUGAUCAAAUGUCUCCUUGGGGCAUGCUGAGGAUCCCACGACCACUUAUUAUGAUUCGAGCAUUCCGAAUUUAUUUCCGCUUUGAAUUACCAAGAACCAGGAUAACCAACAUUUUAAAGCGUUCAGGUGAACAAAUUUGGAGUGUUUCCAUUUUCCUUCUGUUCUUUCUGCUUCUGUAUGGAAUUUUGGGGGUCCAGAUGUUUGGACCUUUCACAUAUCAUUGUGUAACAAAUGAUACAAAACCAGGAAACAUAACCUGGAACAAUUUGGCAAUCCCAGACACACAUUGUUCAAAAGCAUCAGAAGAAGGCUACCAGUGUCCACCAGGAUUUGAGUGUUUGGACCUUGAAGAAUUGGGGUUAAGCAGGCAGGAGCUGGGCUACAGUGGUUUUAAUGAAAUAGGAACAAGCAUAUUUACUGUUUAUGAAGCUGCAUCUCAGGAAGGUUGGGUCUUUCUGAUGUAUCGAGCAAUUGACAGUUUUCCCCGAUGGCGCUCUUAUUUCUAUUUCAUCACCUUAAUUUUCUUCCUUGCCUGGCUUGUUAAGAAUGUAUUUAUUGCUGUCAUCAUUGAAACAUUUGCUGAAAUCCGUGUGCAGUUUCAACAGAUGUGGGGUUCCAGAAGCAGUACAACUUCAACAGCAACUACUCAGAUGUUUCAUGAAGAUGCUACAGGAGGAUGGCAGCUGGUGGAUGUUGAUGUGAAUAAGCCUCAAGGCAGAGCACCAGCAUGUCUGCAGAGAAUGAUGAGGUCCUCAGUUUUCCAUAUGUUUAUCCUGAGCAUGGUAGCAGUGGAUGUCAUUGUUGCUGCUAGCAAUUAUUAUAAGGGAGAAACUUUCAAGAGCCAAUAUGACGAGUUCUACCUUGCAGAGGUGGCCUUUACACUCCUUUUUGAUCUGGAAGCUCUCCUAAAGAUCUGGUGCCUGGGAUUUACUGGAUACAUCAGUUCAUCUCUUCAUAAAUUUGAACUGCUGCUGGUUAUUGGAACUACUCUUCACAUUUAUCCAGUCCUCUAUCAUUCACAGUUUACAUACUUUCAGGUACUUAGAGUUGUUCGACUUAUAAAGAUUUCUCCUGCUCUGGAAGAUUUUGUAUACAAGAUUUUUGGACCUGGAAAAAAGCUUGGGAGUUUAGUUGUAUUUACCGCCAGUCUAUUAAUUGUAAUGUCAGCCAUUAGUUUGCAAAUGUUCUGUUUUGUGGAAGAACUAGACAGAUUUACUACAUUUCCAAGGGCUUUCAUGUCAAUGUUUCAAAUCCUGACACAGGAAGGAUGGGUGGACGUCAUGGAUCAGACUCUCAAUGCUGUGGGUCACAUGUGGGCACCUGUUGUUGCUAUUUACUUCAUUUUAUAUCACCUUUUUGCUACCCUGAUUCUGCUGAGCUUGUUUGUUGCUGUUAUUCUAGACAACCUGGAACUUGAUGAAGAUCUAAAGAAACUUAAACAACUGAAACAAAGUGAAGCAAAUGCAGAUACCAAAGAAAAGCUCCCAUUACGCCUACGGAUAUUUGAAAAAUUCCCUAACAGGCCUCAGAUGGUAAAAAUCUCCAAGCUCCCUUCAGAUUUCACAGUUCCCAAAAUAAGGGAAAGCUUUAUGAAACAGUUCAUUGAUCGACAGCAGCAAGAUACAACUUGUUUAUUGAGAAGGCUUCCAUCAGCUUCUUCUUCCUCCUGUGAUCACUCUAAAAGGCUGGCAAUUGAAGACAAAUACAUUGACCAGAAGGCAAGUCACUAGACACAACAGUGUAUAAAGAUCUCNCGCAAAUCUGUUUUCAGCAUUAGGGCAAGAAAUCUUCUGGACAAGGAGUCUGCAAUCAAUAAAAUUCUUAGAGCCUGUACUCGCCAGCGUAUGCUUAGUGGAUCUUUUGAGGGACAGCCUGCAAAAGAACGAUCUAUUCUUAGUGUUCAGCAUCAUAUACGCCAAGAACGCAGGUCACUAAGGCAUGGUUCCAACAGUCAGCGAAUCAGCAGAGGAAAGUCUCUUGAAACAUUAACUCAGGAUCAUUCUAAUACAGUGAGGUACAGAAAUGCACAAAGGGAAGACAGUGAAAUUAAAAUGAUCCAAGAAAAGAAAGAACAAGCAGAAAUGAAAAGAAAAGUUCAGGAAGAAGAGUUGCGGGAGAAUCACCCCUAUUUUGACAAGCCCCUCUUCAUAGUGGGCCGGGAACACAGAUUUAGGAAUUUCUGCCGAGUUGUAGUUAGAGCUCGCUUUAAUGCCUCUAAAACAGAUCCUGUUACUGGAGCAGUUAAAAACACAAAAUAUCAUCAACUUUAUGAUUUGCUGGGAUUAGUUACUUAUCUAGAUUGGGUAAUGAUCAUUGUCACCAUAUGUUCCUGUAUUUCAAUGAUGUUUGAAUCCCCUUUUCGAAGAGUAAUGCAUGCACCUACAUUACAGAUUGCUGAAUAUGUUUUUGUAAUAUUUAUGAGUAUUGAACUUAACUUGAAGAUUAUGGCUGAUGGCUUGUUUUUUACACCAACGGCAGUCAUCAGAGAUUUUGGAGGUGUCAUGGAUAUUUUUAUAUACCUUGUAAGCCUGAUGUUUCUCUGCUGGAUGCCUCAGAAUGUUCCUGCUAAAUCAGGAGUUCAGCUGCUAAUGGUUCUACGGUGUCUUCGGCCCCUUCGUAUUUUUAAACUGGUGCCUCAGAUGAGAAAAGUUGUUCGGGAACUAUUUAGUGGCUUCAAAGAAAUCUUUCUAGUUUCAAUCCUUUUAUUGACAUUAAUGCUUGUUUUUGCAAGCUUUGGAGUUCAACUUUUUGCUGGGAAACUGGCUAAGUGCAAUGAUCCCCAUAUAAUUGCAAGAGAAGAUUGCCAUGGUAUAUUCCGAAUAAAUGUAAGUGUUUCGAAAAAUCUGAAUUUGAAGCUAAGACCUGGUGAAAAAAAGCCUGGAUUUUGGGUGCCUCGAGUCUGGGCUAACCCUCGAAACUUUAACUUUGACAAUGUUGGUAAUGCAAUGUUGGCAUUAUUUGAAGUCCUGUCAUUAAAGGGGUGGGUAGAAGUCAGAGACGUCAUCAUUCAUCGUGUGGGUCCAAUUCAUGGCAUCUACAUUCAUGUUUUUGUAUUCCUGGGCUGCAUGAUUGGACUUACCCUUUUUGUUGGAGUUGUCAUUGCUAAUUUCAAUGAAAAUAAGGGAACAGCUCUACUAACAGUUGACCAGAGGCGAUGGGAAGAUCUGAAGAGCAGAUUAAAGAUAGCACAGCCUCUUCACCUCCCACCACGCCCAGAUAAUGAUGGAUUCCGAGCUAAAAUGUAUGACAUAACCCAGCACCCAUUUUUCAAGAGAACCAUUGCAGUUCUUGUAUUGGCCCAAUCUGUGCUAUUAUCUGUUAAGUGGGAUGAUCAAGAUCCAGUAACUGGUCCAUUAGCUGCAAUGUCAGUGGUCUUCACCUUCAUAUUUGUUCUAGAGGUUACAAUGAAAAUUACUGCCAUGUCACCUGCUGGAUUUUGGCAGAGUAGAAGAAAUCGUUAUGAUCUCUUGGUGACAUCAUUAGGUGUCAUAUGGGUGAUUCUCCACUUUGCCAUAACUAAUGCCUAUACGUAUAUGAUGGGGGCAUGCGUUAUUGUGUUCAGGUUUUUUUCAAUCUGUGGAAAGCACGUGACUCUGAAGAUGCUGCUGCUGACAGUAGUUGUCAGCAUGUACAAAAGCUUUUUCAUCAUUGUAGGAAUGUUCCUACUGUUGCUUUGCUAUGCUUUUGCUGGAGUAGUUUUGUUUGGAACUGUGAAAUAUGGAGAGAACAUUAACAGGCAUGCCAACUUUUCAUCAGCUGGUAAGGCCAUUACUGUACUCUUCAGAAUAGUCACUGGAGAAGACUGGAACAAGAUAAUGCAUGACUGCAUGGUUCAACCUCCUUUUUGUACUCCAGAUAACAGAACAUACUGGAAAACAGAUUGUGGGAAUUAUGCCGGUGCUCUUAUGUAUUUCUGUUCAUUUUAUGUCAUCAUUGCAUACAUAAUGCUGAAUUUACUUGUGGCUAUAAUUGUGGAAAACUUCUCUUUAUUUUAUUCCACUGAAGAAGACCAGCUCUUAAGUUAUAAUGAUCUUAGACAUUUUCAGAUUAUAUGGAAUAUGGUUGAUGACAAAAGGGAGGGAGCAAUUCCUACCUUCCGAGUCAAGUUUUUGUUGAGGCUAUUGCGUGGAAGACUGGAGGUAGAUCUGGAUAAGGACAAACUUCUGUUCAAGCAUAUGUGCUAUGAAAUGGAGAGAUUGCAUAAUGGUGGAGAUGUAACAUUCCAUGAUGUAUUGAGCAUGCUGUCAUAUAGAUCGGUUGACAUCAGAAAAAGUCUUCAGCUGGAAGAACUCCUUGCUAGGGAACAACUAGAGUACACCAUCGAGGAAGAAGUUGCCAAGCAGACAAUACGCAUGUGGUUGAAAAAAUGCUUGAAGCGCAUUAGAGCAAAACAACAGCAGUCAUGCAGUAUUAUCCACAGCCUCCGAGAGAGUCAACAGCAGGAGUUAAACCGUUUCCUAAAUCCACCAAGCAUUGAGACAACACAGCCAAGUGAAGAUAUGAAUGCUAAUAACCAGGAUAACAGUGCACAGCCUGAGACAAGUAAUGAACAGCAGCUGCUUAGCCCCACGCUUUCUGACAGAGGUGGAUAUCGACAAGAUUCUGGUGACGGGGGUAAACCUCAACGAAAGCUUGGACAAUGGCGUUUGCCAUCUGCCCCAAAACCAAUAAGCCAUUCAGUGUCUUCAGUCAAUAUAAGAAUUGGUGGUCGGACAACUAUGAAAUCUGUUGUGUGCAAAAUGAAUCCUAUGUCAGACAUGGCUUCAUGUGGAUCAGAAGUUAAGAAGUGGUGGACAAGGCAACUUACUGUAGAGAGUGACGAGAGUGGAGAAGACCUGCUUGAGAUCUGA
Protobothrops mucrosquamatus (brown spotted pit viper) is the source of this 5306-nucleotide messenger RNA. It is a transcript of the gene NALCN, whose product is annotated as sodium leak channel, non-selective. Gene Ontology annotation, cellular component: membrane. The record is from RefSeq and is a predicted model, not a curated record. Gene Ontology annotation, biological process: monoatomic ion transport; transmembrane transport. The transcript has 43 exons. Gene Ontology annotation, molecular function: monoatomic cation channel activity. Lineage: Eukaryota; Metazoa; Chordata; Lepidosauria; Squamata; Viperidae.